Messenger RNA from Cuscuta epithymum, 1098 nucleotides. Lineage: Eukaryota; Viridiplantae; Streptophyta; Magnoliopsida; Solanales; Convolvulaceae. The record is from the annotation of a GenBank genome assembly.
AAACGGGCAUAUUCAUGAGUUAGCCGUUAGCUUCCACCUCCCUACUAUGACCAAUUCGCCUCCUUCACUUCCUUCCACUCUGUAAAUCUGGUCAGAACUCAGAAGAGUGGGUGGUGAAGAACCUCCCAAUUCCUCCUCCAUGGCCGAUUUAUCCUUCCUUUCAGACAGCGACGAUGACAGGGCAGCAGUCGAUGAGCUUCUAUCUCAGGCGAUGGAUCACUCUGUUCUCGAGCAGGUCGCCGCCAUAAACUGCUCCGGAUUCUCAGACUCGCCCCUCCCGUCUCACCUCGAAUCCCGCUUCCGGAAGCUCAAAUCUCUCCCUUCCACAAACCCUAAACCCCCAAAUCCCACUCCAGAAAGCUUCGCUGUUUCUCAGCCGGUGGAUAAUCGGGAGAAGGAAGAGCGAACCGGGAAGAGGAAGGGUCCAAAGGAGAAUCCGAGCCCAGAUUUACUUUCACCUACGCGGAUAUUGGAGGAAUCGGGUGUUAAACUCGGGGCGGGUUCGUAUUUCGAGGAUCCGGACGAUGUUUCAACGGAUUCCCCAUCGCCGCCGGCAAAAGCUGGCUGCUUGUGGUGUUCCCCAAACAAAAUUAGGAAGAAGAAGAAGGUGGGGAAAGAAAACAGAGGUGUGCUGUCGGAUUUGAGCAGCUUCUCCCAGAAGAAACAUGAAGAAAUGCUGAAAAGGGCGUUGAGGGAAGAGGAGGAGAUUAGCAGGGAGGCGGAGAAGAUAGUGAAAUGGGCGAAACAGGCGUCUGCUAGGAUGGAGUUUUCUGGCCUUGAUGAUGAUGACGAACUCAGUGACAAAGAGGUGCUUCCCGGAAGAAGAAGAUGAUAUGGAGUAUGUUUCUUCCUUUCAUUUUCUUACCAUCCUCCCCGUCCAUAUGUAUGAAUGGACUAUAUAUUUAUACUUAGCAAGAUUAUAUACAGAUAAGUUUUCUUAUUCCCUUGUCAAUCUUUAGUGCAAUUCCAAAAUUGAGCAUUGGAAUAUGACUUGUAUAGUUGUAAGUAUUUUUGAAGGGAGAUGAUCAAAUUUGUGUCCAAAUAUCAUCCGGAGAUAUGGUAAUUAAGUAACUUCAAGUAAAGUUGACUCAAUCUACA